CUAGUGUUGGGAUAUUGUCGUUUCUAUGGGUUCCAAAACCUUAAUCCCAUAUUCAUUGUUAUGUAGUUGAGCUUGAGUUGAAGAGUGGAUAAACCCAUGGCUUCAAAAUAUCUAUCCUUCUCUUCUUCCCUUCUUCCGUCUCCAACCACUCCAACUCCCAACCAGUGGAAGAAGAACACCCUCAACAAACCCACCACCUUGGGACUGGUUCGUUCUGCAUUCGCUGCUCCUUCUAGAACCACUUCUUCAUCUUCUUCUGGUACCAACAAGAGAAUCUGGAAGAAAGGAGAGUACCCUGGAUUCUCUGAGACAUCUCUUCCUGGGGCUCGAAGGAAUCCGCCCAUAAAGAAUGUUAAGAAGAAGCUGGACCGCCAGAACAAAGCCAAGGCCUGGGCCUGCACCGUUACUGAAACCUUGUCCGACCAUAUCGACAACAAGCAAUGGCUCCAAGCUCUUCAGGUGUUUGACAUGCUCAGAGAACAGCCUUUCUAUCACCCUAAAGAAGGGACUUACAUGAAACUUUUGGUUCUCCUUGGAAGAUCUGGGCAACCCCAUCAUGCUCGUAAGCUUUUUGAAACUAUGGUGGAAGAAGAAUUAGACCCCACUGCUGAACUGUAUACAGCCUUACUUCAAGCUUAUUGUCGAAACAAUCUUAUUGAUGAGGCGUUCUCUAUUUUAAACAAGAUGAAAACCCUUCCCAACUGCCAGCCUGAUGUUUUUACUUAUAGUACCUUGAUAAAGGCCAGCAUUGAUUCUUCACAGUAUGAGUUAGUUGAGUCCUUGUAUGAAGAAAUGAACGAACGACAAAUUAGUCCUAACACAGUCACCCAGAACAUAGUGUUGAGUGGAUAUGGCAGGGCUGGGAAAUUUGAGCAGAUGGAGAAAGUGUUGUCAGGUAUGCUGGAGAGCACAAGUUGUAAGCCUGAUGUUUGGACAAUGAACAUUAUCAUCAGUGUGUUUGGAAACAUGGGCCAGAUUGAAAUGAUGGAAAGAUGGUAUGAAAAGUUCCGUAACUUUGGGAUUGAACCAGAAACACGCACUUUUAAUAUAUUGAUUGGUGCUUAUGGGAAGAAACGAAUGUAUGAUAAAAUGUCAUCUGUGAUGGAGUAUAUGCGGAAGCUUCAAUUUCCUUGGACGACCUCAACUUACAACAACGUAAUUGAGGCGUUUGCUGAUGUUGGAGAUGCAAAACACAUGGAAUGCACAUUCGAUCAGAUGCGUGCAGAAGGUAUGAAACCAGACACAAAAACAUUCUGCUGCCUUAUUAAUGGUUAUGCUAAUGCAGGCCUCUUCCAUAAGGUAAUCAGCAGUGUUAAGUUGGCUGGAAAGUUUGGGAUACCUGAGAAUACUUCGUUUUAUAAUGCGGUGAUAUCAGCGUGUGCAAAGGCCGAUGAUUUGAUAGAGAUGGAAAGGGUAUUUCAGCGGAUGAAAGACAAGGGAUGCGUACCAAAUUUAACAACUUACUCUAUAAUGGUUGAUGCUUAUAGAAAGGAAGGUAUGAAUGACAAGAUUUACUAUUUGGAGCUGGAAAAACAGGAACUUGAGAAUAAAGCUAACAUGCCUGAGACUAAUAAGGACUUUGAAUCAAGUUCCAUGGACGAAUGAUUGAGACUCUUAGAUGGUCUUCUUUAGUCAAUGAAGCAUCGGUCUCUUUUGUCCGAAUUGUUGACUGCUUAGGGGGUACAAAGCUUCUCUAUCACAGGAUGGAUGAGGAAACAAGUGUAACCUCCUCAGUGAAACUACUGUAGAGUCCCAAAUAGAGACAUCUGAUACUUUAGGUGACAUAAUUUCAAUGACUGAUGUACAUACGAGAUUUAUACAUGGGGUUGAUCAGUGAACAAUUGCACACUAGAGGCAUAUCUUAAGCUAUUGUUCGAUAUUUUACAUUAGUCCAGAGAAGUAUAUGUAAGUUGCUUUCUUUUACUUCAUAUAAAGAAAGUUUACUUAUUUAUUUUUUUGUUUUCUUUUUCAACAUUGAAUAGACAGCCAGGGUAAUAUAGAGGCAUCUCAGGGUUUUGUUGUUGUGCUUUCUCCCCCCCUCUCUCUACGAACUGUGUAUUCUAAAGAAUCUGAUCAAUUAUUUUGGUAAGAAUCUGCUUUUGUCCGAUU
Cannabis sativa is the source of this 2109-nucleotide messenger RNA. RefSeq names its product pentatricopeptide repeat-containing protein At3g06430, chloroplastic. The transcript is spliced from 2 exons. The record is from RefSeq and is a predicted model, not a curated record. NCBI's taxonomy places the organism in Eukaryota, Viridiplantae, Streptophyta, Magnoliopsida, Rosales, Cannabaceae. Gene Ontology annotation, molecular function: protein binding; mRNA binding. Bases 97 to 1605 code for a protein of 502 amino acids.